GGCCGUAACUACUAAGUCCAAAUACGCAGGCCACGUGUUAAAACAUGAAUGGUACAAAAUCAAAUGCUUGUUGCUUUGGCGGAUUUUGCCUGUUAAAUAUGCUCUCUGCAGUACUGAUACAAACUGAUCAGACGUGUCAGCUAUCUUCUCUCUCUCUCACUACUAUUUCUUGGUUGAAGAAGAUGAAGUGCAAAAGAUCCAUGGAAGCUACUCAUCCCCCUCCACAGUUGCCAUCUCUCUCCGAUCUUGAAGCUCGGAUGCAAAUCCUUCGUGUGUCUGCCUUUGAAGAAAACAAAGGAGAUGAUGAUACUUUUGCUCAACGAGCUGAAUGGUUUUACCAGAGACGACCCCUCCUUCUCUCGCUUUGUCUUGACCUCUACAACGGCUACAUUACUCUCCUGGGUCGUUCUUCUCAUCCUACCAAACCGAAUCUGCAGCUGCUUAAACCCACAAUCUCUCGUCCUAAUCACCCUCUCCAAGAUGAAGACGACGACGACUGCAUUUCAGACAUUGAUUCCGUCAGUGAGAUCAGUUUCGACAGCAACUUAUCUUUUCAACAACAGAGGCAAGAAGAUUCUUCUGGGGUUUCAGAGAAAGUGGAUGAGCUUGUAUCCCAACUGGUGACCGCAAACUUGGACAAAGAGAUUGUGCAACACGAGUUACUUUACAAAGAGCAGCAGUUUCACGAAGCCUCCAAGACUAUAGAGCUGUUGAAGAAGUUCGUCAUGUUGCUGGAGAUGGAGAAGGAAGUAGCUGUUGAGGAAAACGCUAAUCUUGGCUACAAGCUCACUUCUCUCUUGGAGGAGAACAGAGAGCUUGCCACAGAGGCGUUGUUCAUGAAGAACGAAGCUGUUGGGCUCGCUCGGUGUGUCCUUAAGAUGAGAGAUGAUCAUUUUAACAAAGUCUGCCUUCUCCAGAACCGCAUCUACUCGCUUCAGGCAUCGAGGGACUCGGAGCCCGCCUAUGAUAAGGUUUCAUCGGGAUGCUUUGGCCUGGAUAAGUAUAAGACCAAGAAGAAGAAGGAGAACAAAACCGAAGAGAAAACUGGAUUGAAGUGGUUGAAGAAGCUCAACAACAUUAACCUGUUUACAAAGCCAUCAGCUGCUGCUCCAUCAUGCUGCACCUUCAACUUACCUAAUUAGCUUAAUCCUUUGGUGUAUUAGUAUACUAUGAAAAAUGCAUACACGACUCUGUGUGUAUGCUCUAUCGCUUUAUUAUGUGUAAUGCUUUUCAGUGCAUCGCCCCGAUGCACAGUUUGUUGUAGCCCGCAAACAAUGUGUGACUCCUUGAUCCACAGUUUGUUGUAGCCCGCAAACAAUGUGUGACUCCUUGAUCCACAUAUGUAUGGUUUUCAUGACUCACUUAUCUGGUUAAACACAACAAUGUCAUGACC
This is a messenger RNA of Camelina sativa (false flax), 1393 nucleotides long. Its product is annotated as kinase-interacting family protein. The record is from RefSeq and is a predicted model, not a curated record. Lineage: Eukaryota; Viridiplantae; Streptophyta; Magnoliopsida; Brassicales; Brassicaceae. Gene Ontology annotation, molecular function: actin binding.